Messenger RNA from Eimeria acervulina, 1467 nucleotides. RefSeq lists its product as hypothetical. Lineage: Eukaryota; Apicomplexa; Conoidasida; Eucoccidiorida; Eimeriidae. Bases 1 to 1467 code for a protein of 488 amino acids. The record is from RefSeq and is a predicted model, not a curated record. The transcript has 4 exons.
AUGGUUUCGGCCGCAGUGAUGGCUCUGAAGACGUCUGCUCUUCCCGGAGACUUUGUUAAUUUUUACGCGUGGUUCGGCCUUAUACCCUCUUAUUCUUCAGCAGCAGAAGAAGGUUUUUCUUUGUCUUGUUUAGAUGAGUGGUUUGGGUGGCGUUUUGCUGCUAUCAAUGCCUUCUCGCUGCCCAGAAUACACCAUGCAGUUUCAGGCUACGGUUUCAAGGGUUGCAAGUUCAGGAUAAGCGAGCUGCGGAUGGCAACCCCCCAGAGCUGUCCGUACACCCCAGCGCAGACAGCAGCAGAUAUAGAAGAACUCCUCCUUGCUGCUGCUGCUCCAAGCCGCAGCACGAAAUCUAGCAGCAGUAGCAGCAGUAGCACAAAAUGUAGCAGCAGCACGGCAGCAGCAGCAGCAGCAGCAGCAAGGGGAGAGCUGCCUUGGGAAGAAGUGCUGCUGCUGCUGCAGCAGUGGGGAGAGUUCCGGCAGCAGCAGCAGCAGCUCUGCUGCCAGCUUCAGCAGCUUGUGCGGCAUCGGCUGCUAUUCGAUGAGGCCCCUGCAGCAGCAGCAGAAGCAGCAGCAGCAGCUGCUGCUGCCGCAGCAGCAGCAGAAGCUGAAACAGCAGCAGUGCAUAUCGCGGCUGUCAGCAACACAAACCCUCUAAAGGCGUUGGAGCUGUUUGGGGAAGCUCUGCAGCAGCAGCAACAUCAGCAGCAGCAGAAGCAGCAGCAGCAGCAGCUGCUGCAGCAACGGUGCAGUAGCAAGGUUCUCGCUGCAGCAGCAGCCGCUUCUCCGGGCUCGCUAGAGUGCAUGCUGCUGUACUUAGACGACCGCAUAGCUGCAGCAAAGACACAAAUUGCUGCUGCAGCAGCAAACUUCAGCAGCAGUACCACCACUGCUACAGCCAUGCGGCUGCAGGUGCUGGCUCAGGCUGCUGCUGAAUCUCUCUUCCCCCGUCGGGCAGCAGCAGCAGCUGCUGCUGCUGCUGCUGCAGCAAAACGCAAAAAUAAACGCCGGGGGAAGCGGAAUGCUGCAGCAGCCAAAGCACCACUGCAGCAGCAGCAGCAGCAGCAAGGAGCGCAGGAGGACCUGCAGCACCAGCAGGAGCAGCAGCAGGAACAGCAGCAGCAGCAAACGCUAGAGCAGCAACAGCAGGAACCAAAGCAGCAACCGCAGCGAGAACUAACUGAAGAAGAGGCAGCAGCAGCAGCAGCAGAAGCAGCUGACCUGCAGCAGAUCGCUGCUGCAUGCGAGGAUCUGCUGCGCUCUGUAAAGGCCUAUGCUGCUUUUGCUGCUGCUGCUGCUGCUGCUGCAGCAGACGGUCUCCUUGGCUGUAGUAUGGAUAUGUAUGACAGAGAAAUAGAGUUGCUGCCUCCUCUUCAAGAAGCAGCAGCAAUUGCAGAAAAAAGAGCAGCAGCAGCAGCUGCUGCUGCUGCUGCAGCUGCUGCUGAGAAUGAGGGGAGCGCGGAGGGGUGA